Messenger RNA from Fusarium sp. VM40, 1524 nucleotides. The record is from the annotation of a GenBank genome assembly. Lineage: Eukaryota; Fungi; Ascomycota; Sordariomycetes; Hypocreales; Nectriaceae.
AUGUUUCCUCGUCGACUGGCAGCUCAAAGCUGCAGAGUAAUUCCUCGUGGAAUCUCAACGUCUCGAGCAAGUGCUCAAAGAACAAACCCCAGACUUCAAAACGCACAAUGUCCCACUCAACGACGGAGUCUCACAACAAAGAGCUUCAAGACACCACCUAUCUUUGAGCCAACAAAUACUCUCAAAUCCAGCGAUAACAACAUCUCCAUCUCCGGCGGUGAUCGCUUCAUUCAUGUCCAAGAUGAGAAACAUGGCGGUUGGACGAGACUCGAUGCUGUUGUUCUUCGAGAUAGCUGUACAUGCACGACUUGUGUCGACCCGGCUUCUGGACAAAAGAGCUUUGCCACGACGGCUAUUCCCUCGGAUGUCGCUAUCGAUAGCAUCCGCAGUGCUUCAGAUGGAGUGGGCAUCUCGUUCAAGAACGAUAUGUACAAAGAUCACGAGAUGAUUCUUCCCUGGUCAACAAUCGACAAAGCCCUUGGUCACUCACCUGUAGAAAAGAUGCCGUAUCCUCGACAAGACGCCGUGUAUCCUAAAACAGGUCGCACGUUCUGGGACAGGGCAACCAUUCAGACCCGCGUUCGCAAGAUUGACUACCACGAAUUCAUGAAAGGCUCAGACGCAUUCUGGCACACACUUCUUGAUUUAUCUAACCUCGGCCUCGUCUUUCUGAAGAACGUGCCGCAAGACGAGAACUCGAUUGUGGACAUCACCACACGCAUCGCCAACAUCAAAGAGACCUUCUACGGCCGUACCUUCGACGUUCGAGCAAAGCCAGACGCAGAAAAUGUAGCAUACACAAGCGGGUAUCUGGGACUCCAUCAAGACCUUCUGUAUCUUGAGAGUCCGCCCGCGAUCCAGCUGCUUCACUGCAUGGAGAACUCGUGCAAUGGCGGAGAAUCGCUUUUCAGCGAUGGGUUAUUCGCAGGGAAAUUGCUCUGGCUGCAGAAUUCACCGACAGUGAAGAAUCUUGCGCGCGUGAAGAUCCCGUAUCAUUAUGAGAAACAUGGGUACUUCUACCGCCAGCAGCGAUCGCUCUUCGACGUCGGGAAAGAUGGAAACCUGGCGGCGGUGUACUGGAGUCCGCCGUUCCAGAAUCAAUUCCAGGUUCCCGCCGUAGACGCCCGAGCGUGGCUUGAACCGACCCAACUGUUCGACGGUUUAAUCAACGACCCCGAUGCCAUGUUCGAGAUAAAGAUGAAGCCGGGAGAGUGUGUGCUUUUCGACAACAUGCGGGUCAUGCAUGGACGGAAUCAGUUUGAUGUUGGCGGUGGGUCGAGAUGGUUGAGGGGAGCGUAUAUCGCAAGAGAGGAUCUAGUGAGUCGCGUGCUUCAUGUCCCUGAAGAGCUGGCUGCGGAGUAUCGCGCUGGUAAAGAAUGGAGUCGCGAGAAGGAGGAUGAGGAGUUGAGGGCGUCGAAGUGGUUUGGUAAGGUUGAGGGACAAGUUGGUGAUAUGGUUGCUGGCUUGAGGAGAAAGGGGGCUGUGGAGUUGGGAGAGAGAGAUUAUGAAGUAUUAAACUGUUGA